Molecule: messenger RNA, 1977 nt
Organism: Equus quagga
Lineage: Eukaryota; Metazoa; Chordata; Mammalia; Perissodactyla; Equidae
Gene: RMDN2
Product: regulator of microtubule dynamics 2
Exons: 11
Coding region: 437-1672 (411 amino acids)
Cellular component (GO): spindle microtubule; cytoplasm; mitotic spindle pole
Molecular function (GO): microtubule binding
Source: RefSeq, a predicted model, not a curated record
GCGGGAAAGAAGCGGGGCGAGGGAGGUUUGGGGAGCGGCAGCGCUGGCAGAGGAAGAUGCUGGGAGAGCCGCGCGCCAGGCGGGCCGGGGAUCUCGGGGGAAGACGGGGUUCCACGGGAGGCGGCAUCCGGGCGAGAGAGGCGGGCGCGGGCCGAGGUGCCCGGCGGAGCGCCGUUUGCCUGUCUUGUAAAAGGUGCGCCGAGCCCCCGCGGGAAGAGGCGGGCGCCUCGGGGCGCGCGGCCGCGGGCUCCUCCCCCGGCGCCUCCGCUAUUUGGGUCAGGACGCGGCCGCCCCGGCGCCGGACCUUGGGACCCGCAGGCUGCGGGCUGCUCUCCGUCCGCCGCUUGCGUCCGCCCCGCCGCAGGUCCCCGGUCCCCGACGGAAGAGCGGCCGGCGCACCAAGGACAGGGGCGUGCGCAGAAACAAAAACCAAGAAAUGCUGCAUUCCACAAACAAAGGACUGAUACUUGGCAUCGUGGUGGGAACUACUGGAAUCAGCUUGCUUCUUUUGUGGUACCAUAAGGUUCGUAGACCAAGGACAACAAUGAAUUUGCCUAAAUUCCUUUCUCUGGGUAAUACAUCUGAUUCAGUGACAUUGCAAGAUGAAAUGCAUGACGGCCAAGGACCGACAGCAAUCUUUCAACGAAGGCAACUUCAGAUACUGGAGAAGUUAAAUGAAUUACUGAUAAAUAUGGAAGAACUCAAAGAGGAAAUCAGAGUUCUUAAAGAAGCCGUUCCAAAGCUGGAGGAAUAUAUACAAGGUGAACUUGGAGGGAAGAUAACUGCUCAUAAGAUAAGUCCUCAGCACAGAGCUAGGAAAAGAAGGCUUGCCCCAGUUCAAAGUUCAGCAACGAGUAAUAAUAGUUCAGAGGAAGCAGAAAGUGAAGGAGGUUAUAUUACAGCUAAUACUGACACAGAAGAACAGAGUUUUCCUGUCACUAAGGCAUUGAACACACACGUGGAAGACUUAAAUUUAGAUGUCCUUCUUCAGAAGGCGGACCGUUUGCGUUUGGAGGAGUCUAGCAAGAUGGAGAGCUUUGAACUACUUUGUGACCACAAAGACAAGUAUAGAGAUGAAAUAGAGUUUAUUUGGCGGUUUGCUCGUGCUUAUGGAGAUAUGUAUGAGUUAUCUACAAAUACUCAAGAAAAGAAACAUUAUGCUAAUAUUGGAAAGACAUUAGGUGAAAAAGCUAUUACUAGAGCACCCAUGAAUGGACAUUGUCAUCUGUGGUAUGCGAUUUUGUGUGGCUACGUAUCAGAGUUUGAAGGCUUACAAAACAAAAUCAACUAUGGACAUCGCUUCAAGGAACAUCUGGAUAAAGCAAUCCAAUUUUUACCUGAAGAACCCUUUUUGUAUUACCUAAAGGGAAGAUACUGUUAUACUGUCUCGAAACUGAGCUGGAUUGAGAAAAAAAUGGCUGCUACUCUGUUUGGAAAAAUACCAUCCUCAACUGUAGAAGAAGCUUUGCAAAAUUUCCUUAAGGUUGAAGAACUACACCCUGGUUUUUCUAAGUCCAAUUACAUGUUCUUGGCCAAGUGUUAUAUCGACCUUGAACAAACUAAUGAUGCUGUGAAGUUCUGUGAUUUGGCAGUGUUGCUUCCUUGUGUAAGCAGAGAAGAUAGAGAAGCACAGAAAGAGGUGAAGAAAAUAAGCACUUUCUUGAAGAGGUAAAUAAAGAACUUGCUCUUCAACAAAUCAGAUGUGGUCUCCUAAAAUUUAAACUAAUCAAAGUUGUGUUUUUUUUAUUAUUUUUUUCUUUUUUGAUGUAAGGGUAAAUGUGCUCAGAUUUGAAAGUAAAACCACAUUUCUGCAGAAUGCAUUUCACUAGUAGCACUACGAAAGUAAUCAUGUUGUUUGGAGAAAUCUAUUUCCUAUAAUGUCAGUACAAAAUGAUCUUUAAACAUGUAUGCUUUAUAUUUUUCCUUUCAGUAAACUAUGGUCUUCAGAAUAUUUCUUUAAAUAAAAUAUUUAAUCCA